Molecule: messenger RNA, 2124 nt
Organism: Juglans regia (Persian walnut)
Lineage: Eukaryota; Viridiplantae; Streptophyta; Magnoliopsida; Fagales; Juglandaceae
Product: internal alternative NAD(P)H-ubiquinone oxidoreductase A1, mitochondrial-like
Exons: 9
Coding region: 227-1861 (544 amino acids)
Molecular function (GO): NADH dehydrogenase activity
Source: RefSeq, a predicted model, not a curated record
UACACCUUGGACUUUCUCCAUCUCGAUUCUCUACUUCAUCUCUCCCUCCCUCGUUCUCCUCAAAGAAGCCGCAUUCAUCUCCGACACAGCUCUCCUGAACCUUCGAAACCGUAGCUCCUACCGCCUAUUCCAGCCACAGAACCUCCGAGACUAGCCGUGCAUCACCCCCGUGCCAAAAGGUCCAAAGGGUAUCAGGUCUUUGCUUUAAAGGGCCGGUACUCUCAUCAUGGCAUUGGCAAGGUUUGCUAGGAAUAGCUGGACAAGGUCAGGAGGUCCCUUUGGCAAUUCCAGAAUAGAGGAUGUUUUCUAUGGAGUAUCCUCGCGCCAAUGUUGCCUACCUUCCCUUGAAAAUCCGGGGGAAAACAACAAUCUAUCAUACUUUUCCAGCAUCAAGAAGGUAAAUCACAUGACUUUUUGGAGCAGGGGGAUAAGGGUAACACCACAUUAUGAGUUUCCUUCUGCUGAGAUGAUUGCAGAGGAAUAUGACGCAGAAUAUGUUGAGCCAAGGUAUCCAGGACUAGAAGCAACCAAACCUGGUGAAAAGCCAAGGGUUGUUGUCCUUGGUACCGGGUGGGCUGCUUGUCGUUUCCUCAAGGGACUAGACAACAAAAUUUUUGACAUUGUUUGCAUAUCACCACGGAAUCACAUGGUCUUCACUCCUUUACUUGCUUCAACUUGUGUUGGAACCCUGGAGUUUCGCUCUGUAGCUGAACCUGUUAGCCAGAUACAGACUGCAUUGGCGAAGGACCCCAAUUCCUACUUUUAUCUAGCUUCUUGCAUUGGCAUUGACACCAACAAACAUGAAGUGUAUUGUGAGACUGUUAGCAAUGGUGGAUUACCUCGUGACCCUUACCAAUUCAAAGUUGCCUAUGACAAGCUUGUCAUUGCUGCCGGCGCUGAGCCCUUGACUUUUGGAAUCAAGGGGGUAUAUGAACAUGCAUAUUUCCUUCGUGAAGUGAGCCAUGCCCAAGAAAUAAGGAAGAAGAUUCUCUUGAACUUGAUGCUCUCUGAAAAUCCAGGCAUAUCAGAAGAAGAGAAGAAGCGAUUAUUACACUGUGUUGUUAUUGGGGGUGGCCCUACAGGGGUGGAGUUCAGUGGUGAAUUGAGUGAUUUUAUAAUGAAAGAUGUUCGUGACCGUUAUGCCCAUGUCAAGGAUUACGUACAAGUUACCCUCAUAGAGGCAAAUGAGAUUUUGUCAUCCUUUGACGUAGGGCUACGUCAGUAUGCAACAAAUCACUUAAACAAGAGUGGUGUUUGCCUAAUGGGAGGUGUUGUGAAGGAGGUGCAUCCCAAGAAGAUAGUUCUCAAUGAUGGGACUGAUGUUCCUUACGGCCUUCUGGUCUGGUCUACUGGUGUUGGUCCCUCCAAAUUUGUGAAGUCACUCAAUCUUCCCAAGUCUCCAGGUGGAAGGAUUGGUGUUGAUCAAUGGUUGCGGGUUCCCUCUGUGGAAGAUGUGUUUGCUCUUGGAGAUUGUGCAGGUUUUCUUGAACAGACAGGGAAGCCGGUUCUUCCAGCUCUAGCUCAGGUUGCAGAAAGGGAAGGCAAAUUUCUAGUAAAGCUGUUUAACAGGAUUGGGAAGGAGAAUGGGGGCAAGGCUUUCUCUGUGAAAGACAUCCCCCUUGGAGAGCCUUUUGUCUACACGCAUCUUGGAAGCAUGGCAUCAGUCGGCCGUUAUAAGGCGCUUGUGGAUCUACGCCAAUCAAAGGAUGCCAAAGGCAUAUCUAUGGCUGGAUUUCUAAGCUGGCUGAUUUGGCGAUCUGCCUAUCUCACGCGUGUUGUCAGUUGGAGAAACAGGUUUUACGUGGCCGUAAACUGGGCAACAACACUGGUCUUCGGCCGAGAUAAUUCCCGAAUAGGUUGACGCCGCCCCUUGCCAAUGGCUUCGCUGCUACUUGUCUACGCAUUUGUCCAGUCUUUGACCUGAUUACAUUCAAAUAAUUUUUGAUCACAUGAAUUUGUGAAAUUUUGUUUGAGGCAUUAUAUCGAAGAGAAAUGAUAGGCAACAUUUACACAAAUAGUAUACAAUCUGUUUAUGUAACACUCAUAUGAUAAUAGAAUAAUAAUUUUUUAAUCUGUAUUAAAAAUAUUUUAUUAUUAUAUGAUAGUGCCCGCUUAUUGUCCUUA